UAUUACUGUCAGUCAUGGUCCCUUAGAGAUAAUCUUGGGGCCAAAUGUAAAUGCUGAAUGCAGAGCUUGAGCAACAAAGGCUUCCAUUCAGUCUUACUUCCUCAAUAUCAGAAUGUCCCAUAAAUUCUGUAGGCCCCUUCCACACAUCUGUUGGGUUAAUGUGAGUUAUUGCAGUUGGCAUUGGCAUAAGUAGGUGAUGGUGCGAUAUAAAGUUGUUGACAAUGGCAUAGUUAAGGUGGUGGUGGGAUAUAAAGCUGUUGGCACUGCCAGUGGUUAAGGUGGUGGUGGGAUAUAAAGCUGUUGGCAAUGGCAUAGUUAAGGUGGUGGUGGGAUAUAAAGCUGUUGGCACUGCCAGUGGUUAAGGUGGUGGUGGGAUAUAAAGCUGUUGGCACUGCCAGUGGUUAAGGUGGUGGUGGGAUAUAAAGCUGUUGGCACUGGUAGUGGUUAAGGUGGUGGGAUAUAAAGCUGUUAGCACUGCCAGUGGUUAAGGUGGUGGUGGGAUAUAAAGCUGUUGGCACUGCCAGUGGUUAAGGUGGUGGUGGGAUAUAAAGCUGUUGGCACUGCCAGUGGUUAAGGUGGUGGUGGGAUAUAAAGCUGUUGGCACUGGCAGUGGUUAAGGUGGUGGUGGGAUAUAAAGCUGUUGGCACUCCCAGUGGUUAAGGUGGUGGUGGGAUAUAAAGCUGUUGGCACUUGCAGUUGUUAAGGUGGUGGUGGGAUAUAAAGCUGUUGGCACUGGUAGUGGUUAAGGUGGUGGUGGAAUAUAAAGCUGUUGGCACUGGUAGUGGUUAAGGUGGUGGUGGGAUAUAAAGCUGUUGGCACUGCCAGUGGUUAAGAUGGUGGUGGGAUAUAAAGCUGUUGGCACUGGCAGUGGUUAAGGUGGUGGUGGGAUAUAAAGCUGUUGGCACUUGCAGUUGUUAAGGUGGUGGUGGGAUAUAAAGCUGUUGGCACUGGUAGUGGUUAAGGUGGUGGUGGAAUAUAAAGCUGUUGGCACUGGUAGUGGUUAAGGUGGUGGUGGGAUAUAAAGCUGUUGGCACUGCCAGUGGUUAAGAUGGUGGUGGGAUAUAAAGCUGUUGGCACUGGCAGUGGUUAAGGUGGUGGUGGGAUAUAAAGCUGUUGGCACUGGUAGUGGUUAAGGUGGUGGUGGGAUAUAAAGCUGUUGGCACUGCCAGUGGUUAAGGUGGUGGUGGAAUAUAAAGCUGUUGGCACUCCCAGUGAUUAAGGUGGUGGUGGGAUAUAAAGCUGUUGGCACUUGCAGUUGUUAAGGUGGUGGGAUAUAAAGCUGUUGGCACUGGUAGUUGUUAAGGUGGUGGUGGGAUAUAAAGCUGUUGGCACUUGCAGUUGUUAAGGUGGUGGUGGGAUAUAAAGCUGUUGGCACUUGCAGUUGUUAAGGUGGUGGGAUAUAAAGCUGUUGGCACUGGUAGUGGUUAAGGUGGUGGUGGAAUAUAAAGCUGUUGGCACUAGUAGUGGUUAAGGUGGUGGUGGGAUAUAAAGCUGUUGGCACUUGCAGUUGUUAAGGUGGUGGUGGGAUAUAAAGCUGUUGGCACUUGCAGUUGUUAAGGCAGACUCCAAUCCUCUUCCUGGUGUGCAGAGAAGGCAUGAUCACCGCUCCUGCUAUCAGUCCCUACACUGUAAACCAGCUUGCCCAGGUAUAACACCAGUCUGCUACAGUCACCUUUGACCUUCCAGCAGCAUUCUACCUGCUUAGUAUUCGAGAGAAAGUCCAGCUCACUCCCCUAGCCUGCAGCACUCGGACUGGCGUGGGCUGCGCCUGGAUACUGUGUAGACAAGUAGAGAUGGUCCAGCGCAGGUCGUAAGAGAUUAUAUUUGCUAAUGCUGGUAGUGGCAAGUAAUGGAACCUCCCCCAGCAAAGAGAGCCAGACCUACAAUCGAUGAGACCCCCUCACCAGCCUGCUCCUCCUUACCUCUCUUUGAAGACAACACCUUCCCCCAGGAUGAAGCUCUACGUAUUGAAGGAAUUAAGUGGAAGAGACCCAAGGAAAUAUGUGACUGUCCCCAGUUUGUAGUGGAUGGAGCUACCAGGAUGGAUGUGUGCCAGGGCAACCUAAGUAACUGUUGGUUCCUCUCUGCUGUGGCCUGUCUUUCUCUCUACCCUCAGCUGCUGGAACAAGUCGUACCAAUGGAUCAAGGAUUUACAGAUGGCUAUGAUGGCAAAUUUAGAUUCCAGUUUUGGCAGUAUGGCCGUUGGGUAGAAGUUGUGGUGGAUGACCUCCUGCCUACAAUUCCUGUCCAGAACAAUGGAAAAACUCAAUAUAAUUUACUUUUUGUGCACUCUAAAGACAAGGAUGAGUUCUGGAGCUCGCUUCUAGAGAAAGCCUAUGCAAAACUAAAAGGUGGUUACUCCGCUCUUCAGAUGGGGUUUGCAGGAGAAGCUUUGGAAGAUAUGAGCGGAGGUGUGGUACAAAGCUGUGAUACCAGUGGGCCAACCUCAGACUUGUGGAAUCACCUCCACAAUAUGCUUGAAAGAGGAGCUCUUAUCUGCUGUGGGAACACUCAGGGAAAAUUUGAAACUGCAAAUCUGAUGGGAAUUCUCAGCCACCACAUGUACUCAGUGACUGGGACACAAGAAGUUCAGACAUUACGUGGCUCUGUGUCACUGCUGAGGAUCCGUAACCCCUGGGGACACACCGAGUGGAUUGGGCCAUGGAGAGAUGGGGGGCCUGAAUGGCAGAAUGUAACAGACCCAGAGCAGUCGGAAAAUGUCAUAUUAGAAGAUGGAGAAUUCUGGAUGGCAAUUGAGGACUUCCAAAAGAAUUUCCAUUUUCUGGAGAUAUGUCACUUGGGGCCACAGAGUAUUCUGAGAAUUGAUGCAGCAGCUAAGCCUUGGGAAUACACUUCUUAUGAAGGACGCUGGGUGAAAGGAUUGUCUGCAGGGGGCUGCAAUAUCAGCAGUGAUUUUUACUGGAUGAACCCCCAAUUUUCCCUCACUAUAGGAAAUAAUGAUGCUAAUGACAAUUCUGAACCCCAAACAUCUUGCAGCUUUAUUGUAUCCGUCAUGCAGAAACAUCAGAGGUUGCGGAAGACUGGACACAUUCGCGUAGCAUGCCAUAUAUUUCAGGGAGAUGACAGCCAUGCCUAUCUAUUUCAAGAUGUCCUCCGCUCCUCCCAGCCCCUCCUUAGUGCUGGACCGUGUGAAAACCACCGGGAAGUCGUCCUGUGCUCCAGCCUGCCGCCCGGGCGCUACAUAGUCAUCCCGUCCUUAGAGAAAGACUCUGAUGAGGGAGAGUUCCUGAUACGAGUCCUAACUGAGAAGGGAAACAGUUCCAGGCCAAUAGAAAGUAAUGGGAAUUGCAGUGAAAUUGCGGCACUUUCUGCACUCCCCACAGAGGAUCAGUGUUUGGGACGAUUUCUACAGUGUGCAAAUUCGGACAGGAGAGUCAAUAAUGUACAACUUCACAAACUUUUGGCUUCACUACUGAACGACUUUGUUCCCAUUUUGCCGAAGUUCACCUUGGAGAUCUGUCGCUCGCUAAUGGCUUCAAUGGAUAUAUCAGCUGUUGGAUCCCUGGACUUGGAACAGUUUUGCAUGCUUUGGAAGAAAAUCAUAGCUGGAACGUGUAUAUUCGCUAAUUUAUACAAAGACAAGACUGACAGAAUCUCCAGCGAUCAGCUCGUAGCCGCUCUCCGGUCAGCAGGUCUUCCGGCAGAUGAUUUUUUGGUCCGUUUGGCCCUAGUAAGGUAUGGAGAUCCAGACGGUUUCCUCAGUUAUCCAGAUUUUAUCUGCUGUCUCCUGAAACUCCAGAGUCUGACAGAGAAGUUCCAGGCUGCGGACCCCACUGGCUCCGGUGAAGUGACUCUAAACUAUCGUCAGUGGCUGCUGCUGGCUGUAUUCAGCUAAAAGGAAAAGAUCAGACAAGAAGACUGGAAAAUUUUGAAGGCAAAAUUUGAGCUCCUUAUGUGGCCAUUGAUGAAAUAUGGAGGAGCACCUACUGAAGGAGUAACUUUCUCAGGACAUUGGGACCAAGUAGACCAGUGGUCUCCAACCUGCGG
Molecule: messenger RNA, 4008 nt
Organism: Hyla sarda
Lineage: Eukaryota; Metazoa; Chordata; Amphibia; Anura; Hylidae
Product: calpain-1 catalytic subunit-like
Exons: 23
Coding region: 1850-3856 (668 amino acids)
Biological process (GO): proteolysis
Cellular component (GO): cytoplasm
Molecular function (GO): calcium-dependent cysteine-type endopeptidase activity
Source: RefSeq, a predicted model, not a curated record